This is a messenger RNA of Acanthoscelides obtectus, 1073 nucleotides long. Lineage: Eukaryota; Metazoa; Arthropoda; Insecta; Coleoptera; Chrysomelidae. The record is from the annotation of a GenBank genome assembly.
GGUGAUAUUAGGUUAUUGUUUUCCACUUGGUUAGUGUGUAGUUAGUGUUUGUUGUGGGAUACUAUAAACAAAAGAUAAUGACUGAAAGACGUGGACCUCAGUACUACACUGAUGAGGAACUGCUGGAAAUAUUGAUGAAUAGUGAUGAAGAAACAUCAGACAUAGAUGAAAAUGAGGUGCCUACCAGUAAUGAGGACGAGGUAGAUGAAACGGAGAGCGAUUUGGAAGGAUCUAAUUCCAAUAUUCAGGAAUUUGAGGGAAAUCUUGGUAAAGGAGCGAAUAUAGUUUUAACUCUCAUAGAACCAUACAUGUACAAGGGGCAUAAUAUAUUUCUGGACAAUUGGUAUUCAAGUCCAACCCUUUUUCGGGUACUUCAUCAACAUGAAAUAAAUGCAUGUGGGACUGUUAGAGCAAAUAGAUCUCACAUGCCUCCACUAAAAAAAAAACUAAAUAGUGGUGAAUUACAACAUGCGUCGACGGAUACGUUGUUAGCAUUGAAAUGGAAGGAUAAACGGGAUGUUAUGAUGCUGACGACAUUUCAUACAGCAGAUGUUGUUCCUGUUCAAAACAAACGUGGAAUUGAAGCCACGAAACCCGUGUGUAUUUUAGAAUACAAUAAAAAUAUGGGAGCAGUCGAUCGAUGCGAUAUGCUUUAUAGCUCAACAGAAACAAUUCGCAAAUCCAUAAAAUGUUACAAAAAAAUAUUCUUCCACUUACUGGAUAUAUCAAUACUAAAUGCGCAUGCCUUGUACCAACUAAAGACUGGAAAGAAGUUGCCCCUAAUAGAUUUUCAAUUGCAAUUGGUAAAGCAACUAUUAGAUGAACACAAAAAAGCUCAUCCUCGGCUUGUAGCAGGGAGAGCAAAUGAAGAUUUUUCAUUACGUCUAACAGAAAGGCAUUUUCCAUCACUAACAGAACAGCGCAAUGAACAAAAUAAACUUGUACCUAGACGUUGUGUGGUGUGUUCUAAGCGACGAAAGCGUAGGGAAACAACUUAUAGAUGUUUGAAAUGUGAUGUAGCUCUUUGCGUGGUGCCAUGUUUUGAACAUUAUCAUACUUUGAAAAAAAUUUAG